AAUAAGUCGUCUGUUUAAUGGCACAGAGCCUAUUGUCUUGGACAGUUUAAAACAACAUUAUUUCAUUGAUCGAGACGGUGAAAUUUUCAGAUAUAUAUUAAGCUUCCUAAGGACAUCUAAGCUACUGCUCCCAGAUGACUUUAAGGACUUUAAUCUUUUAUAUGAAGAAGCAAAGUAUUACCAGCUGCAGCCAAUGAUUAAGGAACUUGAGCGAUGGAAACAAGAGAAAGAACAAAGGAAACAUUUCCAGCCUUGUGACUGCUUGGUCGUACGAGUGACUCCAGAUCUGGGGGAAAGAAUUGCGUUGAGCGGGGAGAAAGCUUUAAUAGAAGAGAUCUUCCCGGAGACUGGGGACGUCAUGUGCAACUCCGUAAACGCAGGCUGGAACCAGGACCCUACCCACGUUAUUAGGUUUCCUUUGAACGGGUACUGCCGGUUGAAUUCAGUGCAG
Molecule: messenger RNA, 451 nt
Organism: Eurypyga helias (sunbittern)
Lineage: Eukaryota; Metazoa; Chordata; Aves; Eurypygiformes; Eurypygidae
Gene: KCTD15
Product: potassium channel tetramerization domain containing 15
Exons: 2
Biological process (GO): protein homooligomerization
Source: RefSeq, a predicted model, not a curated record